Molecule: messenger RNA, 6033 nt
Organism: Nilaparvata lugens (brown planthopper)
Lineage: Eukaryota; Metazoa; Arthropoda; Insecta; Hemiptera; Delphacidae
Product: protein artemis
Exons: 3
Coding region: 345-1595 (416 amino acids)
Biological process (GO): interstrand cross-link repair; protection from non-homologous end joining at telomere; double-strand break repair via nonhomologous end joining
Molecular function (GO): 5'-3' DNA exonuclease activity; damaged DNA binding
Source: RefSeq, a predicted model, not a curated record
CUAGUUCAUUUACUGGUAUUUCAUUAUGUUUGUUACAAUGUAAUGCAAUAAAUCAAAAAUUGUUUUAUUUGUAGGCCUACUUGUAUUAGCAUAGCAUUAUUAUUUUUUUUUUUUUUGCUCAUCAGGAUUAGUCAUUUCUUCUUACUUUCAAGGAUUUAAGGAAAAAGAACAGGAUAAAAAUAAUGAUAGGCUACAGUACCUGAAGUAUUUGAGGAGUGUUUCGGCAUUAUAGAAUCGCAGCUUUGCUAAGAGGCUCACUACUAUCAGCAAUUGUCCAGGCUACGUGAAUGUAGGACACUUUUAAGACAAUCUUCAAAUUCUUGAUACCAGCAGGCCUACUUACAAUGUCGACAUUCAAUGGCAGGCUGCAGAAUCCAGAGUUGAAUUUCAUCGCAAUUGACGACUUCAAACCGAAUAAUCACGAUGCGUCUGUGUUCUUUGUGUCGCACGCACACAGCGAUCAUUUAGAAGGAUUUGGAAAAUACGGUGGAACUCUGUUUGAUUCGAAUAGUAAUAAAACCUUGUACUGUUCUAGCAUAACCAAACGAUUGCUUACGGUAAAAUUUCCUAAUAUUCAGGUAGAUAGUAAUGUUGUGUCAAUCGACGUCGGAGAGCCUUGCAUACUUCACUCGCCUCGAAAAAACAGUGAUGGAACAUCACCUUUAAUAACAGUGAGUGCUCUACCUACUCUACAUGUUCUUGGGUCAGUGAUGUUUCUAUUCGAGUGUCAAGACAUUACUGCAUUGUACACGGGUGACUUCAGGAUACAUAAUGCUAGUGAUGUAUCGAAAAUGAAGUGGCUACAUGACAAGGACGGUAAACCUUUAAAAAUCACCGAUCUCUAUUUGGACACUACGUUUGCUGAUAAAUUAUAUAAUUGGUUCCCGAAGCGUGAUGAUGCUACCGCUAAGAUAAUUGAGCUAAGUGAAGAGUGGCUUGACAGAUCUCUAAAUCAUCAUGUUAGUUUGUCAAUUGUAGCUUACUAUGGGUAUGAAAGACUCAUAAUGGAUGUUAGUAAGAAGUUGAACACAAAACUUCUAGUAAAUGUGGAUGAUUUCCCGCAUUUCAAAUACAUUUCCGAAAUGGAUGGAUCUGUCAUUUUCUAUAGUAAAUCCAGUAGCUACCGAGAAACUAAACGACCAAGAAUAGAUAGCAAUAAUCGUUCAGGAAGAAUACAUGUGUGUUUCUGUAGGAGAAAAGGUGUGAAAAGGUGCGAUUUCUGUAGUAACAGUAGUUACAAAGUGAGAGAAGUUAAGCCUUGUGCAUUUUCGUUCAACCUUAAGCCUUAUGACCAUGCUAAUAUUAUUAGUGAAAAAACUGAAAAUGGAUAUACCAACUACAAAGUAGCCUAUGCAACACACUGUUCAUUGACUGAACUCCGAUGCUUUAUAAACUAUCUGAAACCAACCAAUAUUCAUCCGUCAGUGGUUCCAGAUUCUAACUCUGCCGAACAAAUUGUUGCCUUGCUAUUGGACAAUGCAUUCGAAUUGAACAAUUCAUUUGAUGUGAAUAAUUGUUCGGAUCCAUCUCAUACUGAGACUGAAAAUGAGUCUGAUACAAGUGAUGCGUUAUCAUUGGAGUCACCUCCGAUUUGAGAAAGGGGGAAAAUAUGAUAGUACGAGGGUCAUUUUUUCCAACCUCCGAUCACACAUCAUAAGACACAUACAAGCGGUAGUGAGGUGAUUUUCACUGGGCUGAACAGCUUGUCAUCUCCUCCAAACGCCCAGUGAUCGGUAUGGCCAUAUCGUAAAUUGUUGUCGAGUUAUAGACCCAGAAAAAUGGACACAUCACUUGGAUCCCCCGUCAAAAGUGCUGGUUGCCUAGUGUUAUUCGUUUCUAAGCAAAAUACAAUAAUUCAGCAUAAUUCUACCAAAGAAUGAUUCAAGUUUACGCUGGAAAUGUUAAGAUAUGAUAUUGUGCGUGAAAGGUGUAGUAAAAUUAAAGCAGUCAGUUGAAAUGACUUCCCAAAACGUUGUGAUCCACAACUCGAUCUCACAUUGCUGGUGCAAACAAAUUGUUUCUUCAGCUAAUCAAAUGGGAUAAUUUCUAUCACCCGUCAUACAAAUCUGACUUGACCACUAUAGUAACUUUUCCCCAAACUCACGACUUGACUUUGAGAGCAGAGCUUCCAAACUAACGAAGAUGUCCAAAAAAAACGUCAUAGCCCUCAAACUCAUCUGGCGGCAGCAUUUUAUGAAGAGGGUUUUGGUAGGCAGGUCAACUGGUUUCCCAAAUGUCUCAACCAUCACUGCAAUUAUGUUGAAGAAUUAUAAUAUAGGUGUAACUUUUAGUUGAAGAAUUAUUCUUCUAUGUAUAUUCAUCUUUUACUCAUGGACAAUCAGAGGUUGAAAAAACUUGACCCUCGUAUUUUACAUUGAUAUUAUUUAUCACUUAUUUUUUGAAAAGGUUGAUUGUUCUAUGGAGAUUUCUAUGUAAGACUUUGUCCAAACUCGCUAUAUAGUUGGCGCAUGACUAGAUUACAAGUUGUUUUCAGCCAGGGGCUGUCUCGUGCCAUCAAACUAGAGAAGAGAUACCGAUAUCAAACAAGAGUAUUUAUAGAAUAGAGGCAGCAUUCCCAUUUUACUAAUCUAUCAUUUUUUACACAAAUCCUGUAGGCCUAACAUUAAUCUAAACAAAUUUUACAAUUCAAGAUAUACAUUUUAAAUAACUAAAACUAAUGACAGCCACUGAGGCCAUGCAUAAUAUUAAGUCAGUCAUUAAUGAGGUCUGUACCAAAACAAAGUCUACGUUUGUAGGUAGGUAUUUAUUUGAAUAAAUAAAAAUAAUGCUAAAUGGGUCAAAAAUGAGAAUAAAUUGGAAGUUCUUCAACUUGUGUAAACGUAAUUUACAAUUUAAGAGAUGAAUUUAAAAUAAAAUUGAUGUGAUUGAUAUUGUAUUAUGAAACAAAGUGAAAUAUUAACAUUCUAUUAUUUUAUAGUUACAAAAUUCACAUUCCAUCUAUAGGAUUGACACUUAUCAUUUCAACUGGAAUUCACAAGAGAAUGUUGUAUAACAACCAGAACUAGUUUCUAGAAUUCCCAAUUAUUGAGUGGCUGUGACAACAUCAAGACGUUCAUUCUAUUAGUUACUGAUCAUUUAGUAGAUAAUUUCUUUUUCCUACAAAACGUACGAUAUUUUUCUACUCUUAAAGCUGUUGAAGUUUACGAGUCAGCUGCACGAAAAUCCAAUUCAACUCAACCACCGUACCACCGUAUAACGCUAUCGCAUUGUUGUUAGAUUGCUUCUCCUGGCAAUGCUUCCAUUAGAUGACAAUCAUUUUACGGCGGUUAAUUUUGAUUGGAUGCUCUUGUAGCUAGACGGAUGUGAUUAUUCCAUGGGUAAAAUAUGAGAUUAUUUUAUUGUUUUGAUAAUAUCAUGGUUAUAAAUUAUUUUUUUUAAUAUGAUGUAUUUAUUUGUAUCCACAAAUGUUUAAAUAAAUAAAUGUUACAACUGUACUACAUAAUUUAUUAUGUUUUAAGAUCGAUUUUUCUGAUCGACUAAAGCUGUAUAAUUUGAUCUAAUUACAGGCCCUAGAGGUUCAUGUAACGAUCUACAUUUCAUGCUUGUAUAUAAUAUUAUAUAGCAUAAAAAAUUGAAUUUUGAAUUAGUAUCCAAUUUUACUGAAUUUGCAUCCAAACAAGAAUCCAAAAUAAGCUAGUUUCAUAUCUGUGAGAAGUUCAAAAGUUCCAGUAAAAUUCCAAAGUUUUUUGCAAUGCAUUACAAAUUUUCAAUCUAUAGUCUAUAGAUGCUCUUCCCUUCACUAGAGGUAUUAUUUUUUACACGGCUCUCUUUCGAAAACAGAGAGGCCCGAUGCUCUUUCCUUCACUAUCACUGCCACUACCUAACAGCAUUCUCUCUACUAUUGUGUCAAUAUCCAUAUUGUGCGCAGAAUGCUUACUCCUCUCCACUACUCUGUACUUUGUACGAACUGUAGAAAUCGUUUUCUCCUCUUCAUGUUAAAAGUAAUAUUUCUUGAGCUAUAGAUUAAGUACCAAAUAAAUUGUAGAAAAUUGGAACAAAGUGCUUUUCGCUGUGGGCUUGGACUACUCAUAAAUUGCACUGCAUUAUUCUAAUCUGCUUCUAAAUUAUAAAGAAAGAAAAUAAAUGAUGAUAGUACGGUAACACAUUCACGCUAAUUGAGUCUUCAGUAGAAUUUAUUACUAAACCAACAAACAAUAACCUGAAACGAGUAUUUGAUUCUUCAUGACUAAAAUAAAAAUUAUCUUACAAUGAUUAUAAGAUAGCAUAAAAUUCAUGUAUUUUACUGUACAAUAAAUACGCAUAAAUUGGACUAAUGUCAUUUGAAAUAACUAAUUUAAGAGACUAAAAUGUACAUAAAUUUACACUUGGCGCAGUAUAGUCAGCCAAAAAACGUGUUCCUACCCAGAAAUCUUCAAGCUAGAAGGAACAAAAAUUUGAAUUUCCCUUUUCAUUUAACCCCAUUUUGAUUAUUAUUAUUAUUAUUCACAAUUAUUUGCAAGUUAUGUUCCAUUUCUAAUAAUUAAUAUGAGUUAACUACUCAUCUUAAAAAUUUUCAUCGCUCCGCACGAAACUUCAUAUUUACUUGAAACUUUAAAUUCUUAUAAAUAAACUUUAAUUUUUCUCAUUCAACCAAUGUUGAAAGUUUGAAGUGAAUAUCACAACAGUGCCACCAAUAUUAUGUGUCAACGAAAAUAAUACUAGAAAAGUACGGUUGUGUAUUCUGGAGGAAAUGGUGUCUGUUUGUUAAAAAUCAGAACUUAUAUUAUGAUAUGGCAAUGUUACUAAGGACAAAAAUUAUUGAGGCACACCUUCUCGACACAUGCUAUUUUUUCAAUGCUACCCAUAACUACUAUCGCGAGAGAUUAGAGUUGUCACUUCGAAAUGAAUUUUUACUUCACACUUGAAAAUCUACACCACUAAAAAUGUUCGAUAGUAGAUACUACAAAUUUGAUUUGAAAUACUACAAUUCUAUAGUAUUAAUGAAUUUAGAUAGUAACGGACAUGAUUUACAGGUGAUCUAGAUUUAUGAGUUCAAACUGGAAAACAUUUAUUAAGAGUACAAGGAAAGCAAGUUUUCAAAACAAGCAAUAUUUUGUUGGGGAAGAGUCUGAUAAUUUCAAGAUCCAGUAUGGUCAGUAACCAACCUGAACUCUUGUCUCAUACAUUAGAAAUUUAUAAUUAUGGAAAAAUUGACAUUGUAAUUGAACUUUUGAUUGUGAAAAUAACUGAGAUAUUGUUUCAAACUUCUUAUUGUAACCUCUAGGAUACUUUUAUAAUGUUUGCACUUGAAUGAAUUGAUUGUAGGAUCUUACAAUAAACCUAUUACUUACACUAUAUUAAUUUCUUCCAACAUUAUUAUCCGCAGUAAAAUAAGAUCAUGGUUAUCAGUUACUUAUAAAACAAUCAUUAUGUAUGUUUAAAAGUAGAGACAAGGACAUUAUUCAUUUUUUUUUGAAAAAUAUCCUAAUUAUAAAAUUUCUAUGAUAGUGAUGAAAAUUUAGUCAAUAUUAUGUUCGCUUGAUCCACUAGAUAAUUUUUUCAGUGUUUGAAUUUGUUGGUGACGACUGAAAUGUCAAUUGCAAUGCUAGGAGUACCAAUGAAUAAAUCUGCCUACAAUGUGAUGGCGUCAUUUCAGGGUGGUUUAAUUGAAUAGACGAGCUACCGGGUAAUGGACUUUUCAAGUAUCUUCCUCAUAGAACAAAAAAUAUAAUUUAAUAAUAUUCUAAUGUAAUAGCAUUUAUAAAUACAAGUUUAUAGUCUGAUGGUAUACAUAAUCAUACAAAAUAUAUCAAUAAUUGAUAGACGCAACUAUGAAAUAUCUAUAGAUAGAUAGAAUUCUAUUGUAAUAUAUAUAGGAAUUUUAUGCAAGUUUACAAGUAUGCUAAAUACUCAAUAGAGAGUAUGGUAAUAGAAGCUUUUUAAAAUUCAGUAUUUGAUAACAGAGUCUUAACAAUCGAACUAACAAGUCUGAAAAGAUUAAGUUGCUAGAGUAUUCUGAAAGUGAUGAGAGUUAGUGGCACUGAUAGCAGACUGGUCAUAUGAUAGUUUGUU